AUGGAAUCAGAGAGACCCACGGAAUUAAUCACGAGGCUACAUUGCUCUCCUCAUGUGAUCGUCAGAGCACCGCAUAUCUCAAUGAAUGGAGAAAAUCACGAGGCUACAUUGCUCUGCUCAUGUGAUCGUCAGAGCAACGCAUAUCUCAAGGAUUGGGGAAACGCACAAAAGGCCACGCGCAUACGCACGUAUUGCUAUGAAACGGGUAUGGAACGUCAUGGACCACUGAGCAAAAGGAGGGACGAUAUCGUGGCAGAAUUGACAGUGUCAGGCCGACACCCGUACAACGAUUCUGGAUGUUAA
Messenger RNA from Perkinsus marinus ATCC 50983, 303 nucleotides. RefSeq lists its product as hypothetical. The record is from RefSeq and is a predicted model, not a curated record. The coding region runs from base 1 to 303 and encodes 100 amino acids. The transcript has a single exon. Lineage: Eukaryota; Perkinsozoa; Perkinsida; Perkinsidae.